Lepisosteus oculatus (spotted gar) is the source of this 6991-nucleotide messenger RNA. The record is from RefSeq and is a predicted model, not a curated record. NCBI's taxonomy places the organism in Eukaryota, Metazoa, Chordata, Actinopteri, Semionotiformes, Lepisosteidae.
UCCAGAUAAGUUCCCUAGUAUCGCUUUUCUCUGCUCGGGUUCCUGUGCUGUGAGAUAAAGCAGCAAAUGUUAGGGAGAGAGUAGAAGUGUGAAGCACAGCAACAGUGUCUCAUCUCUCUUUGGAGCCCUGUUCGCUCUCAGAAUGUAAAGGGGGGACUGACCACAGUGCUUCUUUGGAAUUUGAAAAGAAACUCCGGAGCUGUCUGACACAGACCAGGUGAAGCCUUUCCUUUGCAAGGAAAAUUCGGAAUCUGUUACAGGUGAAGAGACAAGUCUGAGAAGAGCUGUGAAGCAUGAGUGCAGAUGCAAGUCAGGAGGUAGUGACCACCCCUCCUCCACCCAGCAUGGCCCAGAAGGAGAGAUACUUCGACCGUAUCAAUGAGAACGACCCAGAGUACCUCCGUGCCAGAAACAUGUCACCAGACCUACGGCAAGAUUUCAAUAUGAUGGAACAGAAAAAAAGAGUCACUCAGAUUCUGCAGAGUCCGGCCUUCAAAGACGAGCUGGAGGGACUCAUCCAGGAGCAGCUGAGAAAAGGAAACAACCCCACAGGGCUCCUGGCUUUGCGGCAGAUAGCAGACUUCUUCAUGGCGAGCUCCAUCGCAGGCUUCUCCACGUCUCCCCUCAGCCUUGGGAUGGUCACGCCCAUCAAUGACCUACAAGCGGUAGAAUCCUCUUCAUUCGUGAAAGGGGAGAAACAGACCCGAUGUAAGCUGGCCAGCUUGUACAGGCUUGUCGACCUCUUCAGCUGGGCACACUUUGCCAGCUCCUACAUUACAGUUCGGGUCAGCAAAGAACAAGACCAUAUUCUUAUUAUUCCCAGGGGCUUGUCUUUUGCUGAAACCACAGCCUCAAACUUGGUGAAAGUGAACAUCAUCGGGGAGGUUGUAGACCAGGGCACCACCAACCUGAGCAUUGACCAUGCUGGCUUUAGUCCACAUGCAGCUAUCUACUCCAUGCGACCGGACGCCAGAUGUAUUAUUCACAUCCACACACCUGCAGCUGCUGCCGUCUCCUCUAUGAAAUGUGGAAUUCUCCCCAUCUCUCAAGAGGCCCUGAUUCUCGGAGAUAUUGCCUAUUACAAUUACCAGGGGUCUCUUGAUGAUCAGGAAGAAAGGAUUGAGCUCCAGAAAGCCCUUGGUCCUUCAACCAAGGUUCUAGUCCUGAGAAACCAUGGUGUUGUGGCUCUUGGGGAAACGAUAGAAGAGGCCUUUCAUUACAUUUACUGUGCCCAGCUGGCAUGCGAAAUCCAGGUAAAUGCGCUGUCAUGUGCAGGCGGAGUAGACAACCUGAUAGUGCUUGACCUGGAGAAGUACAAGCCCGUGACACAAGGGGUGGCGGUGGCCGGCGUGAACAUGGGUUCUCAGAUUAAAUGGAAAUUGGGUGAACUGGAGUUUGAGUCCCUCAUGAGGAUGUUGGACAAUCUUGGCUACAGGACGGGCUAUGCCUACAGGCACCCGAUUGUCAGAGAGAAACCCCGACACAAGAGUGAAGUGGAGAUCCCCGCCACGGUCACGGCAUUCAUGUUUGACGACGAUGACGCCAUGCUGCGCUCCCCUUUCAAAUACCUGGCCCAGCGACAGCAGCGCGAGAAGACCAGGUGGCUGAACUCGCCCAACACCUACAUGAAGGUGAACGUACCAGAGGCGUCGCAGAACGGAGAGAGCAGUCCCAGGACCAAGACGACGGUGAGUUGCUCACAUCGUUUCCUAUUGUGGUACACUUCUGCAGACCUAGUCAUGAGAAUUAUUAUGGGAAAUAUUGACACGGCUACCCUGAAUGUCCAGCUGUGCCGAUAUCCUGAGGGCAUUGCGAGCUCACCCCAGCUCAACAACUUGUUCUGCAGGGGUGUGUUACAUGAAGCACAGGGGUGUGUGUGGUUGCCAGACGACAGCCGCCACCAGACACUAUUCUUGCUAAUGCCAUCAGCCUCUCCACAGCCCUUCGUGAUCCCCGAUGAUGAGCAGAUGGAACCUCUCCCUCCCAAUCCCUUCAGCCAGCUGACGGAGAAGGAGCUGGAGGAGUACAAAAAAACCGUGGAGCGCCGGCAGCUGGGUAUUGAGGAUGCUGAGCAAGAGUUAACAUCUGACGAUGGUUCCACUCUGUCUCAGUCUCAGUCACAAACUCAGUCUCCGCAAAUCACUCCGGCUAAAGAAGAAAACCACAAGGGGCCCGGCCUAAGCCCCCAGGGCACGCCAGCUGUGAUCGUCAACGGGAAGGACGACCUGCACGAGGUGGAGGAGGACUUGGCCAAGAGGGUCAGCCAGCUGACCACCAGCACCAUGGAGAGCGUGGAGAUCACCAAGCCGGGAGAGAAGAUCGAAGAGGCCCUGUCCCCCGAGAGCUCGCCCUCCAAAUCCCCCAACAAGAAGAAGAAGAAGUUCCGCACGCCUUCCUUCCUCAAGAAAAACAAAAAGAAGGAGAAAGCGGAGGCCUAAGAAGAAGCGAAUCAAGUCCUUUCAUUUUGUUGGUUUGUUUUUUUAUUUGGAUUUUUUUUCUAACGAUUUAUUUUUUCUGGUUAAAAAAAAAUGACUGCACAAUUUAAAACACAGUGAAAAGAAAACUAGAAACUGAGGUAACAGAUCUCAAGGGUGCAAUGGGGGUCGGGGUGAAAUUUAAAGAUUGGAUUUCUAAUGUGAGCCAAACUGGAGUGGAAAUAAGUCCUGGAUAUCUGCCUCCUCCUAAUUCCAGUCUCUUUUGCCAAGGGCUGAUAUGAAAUAUGAUUUUUUUAUUGCUUCUGUAUUACUGUUAACAUUGGGUGGGUGAUACAAAAUACAAAGUGGCAGAGUUCUUCUGUUCUUCCUUGACUCCACCCAGUUCAGCAGUAGCUGUCAGUGUUACCCACCUUUGGUUAUGAAACAAAGGUCUUGUUUGUGUGUUGCCACUAUUUGGAAGACUUAGUAAUGUUUUCUGUCUGCUGGUUCCUGGAAGCAUGGAUAACCACACUAGAAAUUCCAUACAGGAUAAGUGACUGCCACACUGGAAACUAACAGAUCAUCAGUAAUUACAGGGUUUCUGAUACACAUAGAAGAUUAAUGGGUCUAUAUUUACAUGGGUCUGUACAGGUGGACCUUCUAUUUGCAUGCCUGUACUUUUUAUUUUCAGAGAAGUUUUUAAUUCUGCACUGACUCAGAAAUUGUUGGAAAAACCUGUGUAGUGUUUUAUUUGGAGCUUUUCUUCAAAGCACAUAUUUGUUCCAUUUAGUUUCCUUUUUUGUUUUUGCCAAAAGAAAAGAAGCUCACGUUUUAGUGAAUCAUAAUCUCGGAAAAGUCAUUAUUUUUCUCUUUUAGAUUUACUUGCAUUUACAUUUAAAAAAUGGAGAAAAGGAUCAUCUCACUGAAUAAACUUUUUUUUUAUUCAAUUCAAAUCUGGUAUUAAUCCAAUCGGUUUUAUACUUAUUUCUAUACAAACGUCAGCAUGUUUUGCAAGAAAUCGUAUUGAGCUGAAAACCUAGUAACGCCUGGGUUCUUAAAUUUAGCAUUGUUGCAGACAGUGUAGCUCAGAUUACUAAAAAAAGUAUAGAUUAUAUAUAAAAAAACUGGAUUUUGUGGUUAUAGAUAGAUUUUUUUAAUUAUAUAUUUUUAUUUUACUUCACUGCACUUUUCUAAUGGUAUAUAAUAAAUCAUACACACAGGUGUUCAGAAAUCUUACCAAAAUGAAGGAGAAUUAGAUUUAAAGUGAAAGACUGUGGUUGGGCGAGUUAGAGAACUGAUUCUGUAAGGUAUAUGCUUUAGGUUUUUGAAAGUCAGUUAUGUUGGACAGUGCUUUGUAAUUGUGAAAAAUAAUCCCACUUAAAGAUGGUUGUAAUAAAAACACAUCUCAGAAAAUGAAGAUUGGUUCUUAGCUUGGUCCCCAUGCAGUUCUCAACCUACCAUUCUAAAUUCCAGCCAGGCCUAACAAAGGUAGCAGCUGGUGAUCAUAUUUUAAAAUGAAAGAGUAUUACCAGAAUCAUUAAGUGAGAGGUAAAGAUUUGGGGAGGAACAGUUAAGCAUCAUUUUCCCCUUCAAAACCAGCUGUCAUUUUAGUGUUGAAAGCCUUGUUGGCAGCUAGAUGGGGCUUGUAUUGGAAGUUCUCAUUCAACCCAAUUUGAAUCGGACAAGAAAAUGUUUCCAUAUGUAAAACUAAAUAGGAGUGGACAUCUUUAAGUCCAUUUAGAUUAAGUCCUAGAGUCUGAAAUUGCAUGUAGACACUGGGAACAUAUUCCUUCAGCUGUAAAAGGUGACGAUUUGUGAGCGGCUUUUUAACUUCUCCCAUCUUGCCUCCCUGAUGCUGUAGAAAACCACAAGGAGCCUAGCCUGAGCCCCCAGGGCACGCUGGCUGUGAUCCAAAAGCCCCCCCACCCUCUCUCCCAGAAGCAGCUGUGUUGGAAGCCUUAUUUGCAGCUAUAAGUGUGAUUCCAUGGACUUGCUUGUCUCUGCAGACGUGGCGUGGGGCUCGUCUUGGAGUCCUCCCGGUACCACUUUUCAAUUCUCCCUUCCUUAUGCCAAGCUCCACUGCAAGUGAUUCCUGCCCUUCCGUUUCUUCUUUAUCCGUUACAUUUCAAGACUAGGCAGCUUUUUUUAUCCUUGGGAGCCGUUUCUGCACUGGCGGUGGUGAGGGAGAAUGAAAAAUCAUUGUCUUUGCAGGUCACCCACGCCAUACCUACAGUACCCCCAAAGCGCCCAGGCAUUAAGCAGUAAAACAACUGUGUGUUUUCAUGAGUUACUGAGAGGUUAUCUGCAUGCCCUCUUACAUCUUCAUCUCCAGGUAGUUUUAUUAUGAUGUUCCUCUGACUUCCUCAUCCCACCCCCCCCCCUCUACUCCAAUGUAAAUGUGUUGGUAGAUAACGUCAAGUGAAAUAAGCGUGCCCUGGGUUGUACAGUACUGUUUGCUUUUAAUUGUAAAGCAGCUUUUGUUUUUAAUUUUUUCAUGAUGAUUUGGAUCAUGUCUUCAAAAUAAAAUCCAAAAAGAGAACACAGAAUGGAUAGACAUCUGUCAAAUGAGAGAUGCUAAUAUCCCAGCUAGCAAUGUGAAUUAUUUCCUUUGGCAAGAGAGGAGAGGAACCUUUAAACUUUGUAUAUAGCAUGUGGCUUAGUGUUGGCCCAGGUUUGGAAAGAGCAAACAUGAAAGUUCGAGAAUGGGGUGCGCGUUUCUUGAGGAGAAAUAAACUAAUACUGGAAAAACACCCUUUGGUAACAUCUUGUUUUAACUUUACUGUCCAUGUGCUUACUUUUAUUUUUUUGUGCUCAAAUGUAAUUUUAACAUUUUCCAUAACUAUUUUACAGUAUAUUUUAUGAAAUAGUUUUCUGAGCAUUAUGCUUCUAAUAACCAUUCACAGGCAUACAUUGUUGCUGAAUGGAUGUGCAUUGCUUUUUUUUUUCCAGACUUGUGCACCUUGUUUUACUGAUGCCUCUUUUUUUGUUCUAUUUGUUUGAAUUUACUUUGGCACUUGAGAAUGAGCCAAGCCUUUCUGUGACCUGUGGAAGCUAUAUAAAUGGUUAUCUAAUGGAGUUGCAUUUUUUAGAUGUAUUGCUAUGUAAAUUCACAAAAUAAAACAGUAUUUUAAGGAACAAUUGCCAUUUUUAACUCUGUAAACAUGGGGACAUGGUCUUGAAUGAAAGGAGAACUCAACUACAAUGGUACUUAUGCAAAUAAAUAUUCUGUUGCAUUUUGGCUAUUUCAUUCAUAGAUGUGGUAACACAACGUUCUGUGGUGUCCCUUGCAUACAACAGAAACUUUGCCCUAAUCCUGAGGGGUGUGUGGCGUUAACAGACAGUGUAAGAAUACUCCAAUUGGGUGUACUGCAAAACAUUUGCUCAGUCUGAAAUCUAACACUUCAGUCACCCCAUACCAGAAAAUCAGGACUUCUAAUCUAGUGGUUAUUUUACACCAUAGAAAAGAAAUGUCUAAAAAGAAAAGCAUGCUUUUAAAAAUUGUUCAAUUCGUCCAAAAAUCCUUCAAGUGCAUGGUCUGACGAUUCUAUGCAACAUGUACAACACAGUACAUGACAAGCAAUAUGUUUUAGAACGCAUUAAAAUAAAAGUGGUAUUAUAGGGCUAGUCAUGCCUCAUACAAGUCAAGAUCAAGCUAUUAUGAUAGUCAUGGAAGCUUAAUUCUUGUUUCUAUAUUGAUGACAAUUAGACAUAGAUGCCAUUAGACAUUUCAUUCGACCAUAGUUGUGUAGUUAACGCAUCGUAAGGUUUCCCAUUUUCAGAUAUCAAUAGUGGUAAAAAAUCCAGCCUUUAAAAGCCAGUUUGUCCUAUACAGAUGCAUUUGCUUGUGAUAGUGCAUCAUGGGAGUAACACAUUUCAAUUCACCUCAUAGAUGAACUUGUACCUCCAAAGUCUGUUCACAAGUAAGCCAGGCACAUAGAUAGUGAAACCUUGACAGAAAUAUAUAUGAAAAAGCUGUUUUCCAAAGAAAAUCCACAUUGGGAGCAGGUGUGACUAGGAGAAUUUACUCUUAAUAUUGCCAUUUUUUGCAGUUAAUUAAAAGUUAAGUGUUAUGAAGGAACAACAAGAGUGUGCCAUUGUGCCUUGACACAGUUAUUCCCCUGAUGCACUAUAUGAAAUAUGCAAUAGAUGCAUCGGUUUGUAUGGAAAUUUAGAACUAAAAAAAAUGAAUUGCCUUUCAAAAAUACAUCUAAUUUGUUGAGUUCUCUUUUUUCCCAAAAGUUUUUUUUUCCUUGAAGUUGUACUUUGUGUCAAAUAGAACGCUGACUGUGCAGUGCUGAUAGUUUAAAUCCUUCUCUAACCUUUAUCCUCUUUUAACAAAAGCUUCUUUUGCUUUCUGAAAAAUAUAUUUUUAAAUAAAAUGUUCCUGUAAAGCAACUUAACUGCAUUUGGUACCUGCACAUGAAGGAAUGUAAAACAAAGGUGGCACUCUGUAUAGCUUCUUUGCUUUAAAAAUUAAAUGCAUCUAAACGCAAAGGGUCGUGGGUCCUUUUGUAUUUCAGCUUUUGCAUCACCUCAGCAGGCUAUGUAUUAAAAUACAAAUAAAGCUUCAAUCUUCA